AUGGCUGAAGAUGCACCAAAUGGCGACGGAAGACGCGAGGUGGGAGACGAUGCAGUGUGGUCCCUGUCUUCCGCCAAACCCGGCAAUGGUGUCGACCAACUACGUGACAACAAUAUGGACACGUAUUGGCAGUCGGACGGAAUGCAGCCACACCUGAUUAACAUCCAAUUUGCCCGUAAGAUGACCAUUAUGGAGGUGGCACUGUAUCUGGACUAUAAGCUGGACGAGAGCUACACACCCAAGAAGAUUGCCAUCCACUGUGGCUCUACAGUGCAUGAUCUCAAGGAGAUCCACGUGCAACAUGUUGCAGAGCCAAAGGGGUGGAUCUCCAUUCCUCUGCACACGGGUGAAGGCUUGGAACAGGCUCCGCUGCGCACAUUCUUCUUGCAGAUCGUCAUCCAUGCAAUGCACCAGAACGGACGUGAUACUCAUAUUCGACAGGUAAAGAUCUAUGCGCCACGCGAACCCAACGUUCUCGACUGGACCAUCCCAGAGGCAACGACACCGCAGUUUGCAGCAUAUUCCUGCAUUCGUUAA
Molecule: messenger RNA, 537 nt
Organism: Peronospora farinosa
Lineage: Eukaryota; Oomycota; Peronosporomycetes; Peronosporales; Peronosporaceae
Source: the annotation of a GenBank genome assembly